GUGGUUAUGAAUUGGAAAAUCAUUUAAUUCGUAAUGAAUUUCUACAAUCACCCGAAUUUCCAUUGGAAUCUAGUUCGGAAUAUUAUUGUUUUGAUUUUGAUUAUUAUUUUAUGAAUGAUGGUCGUCAUGAUGAUCAAAAUUAUUUGGCAUUAUAUUUGUUUGAAUCAAAUUCAACUGAUAAUGGUAAAAAAAUAUGGGUAACACCAAUAUUAAACACUGAUUUUUGGCAUCAUACCUAUGUGGAUUUACCAAAACCAUCCAAAUCAUUUAGAUUAAAAUUUAUUGCCGAUAGUGAUGGUGGUUUAAUGGCUGUUAAAAAUUUUCAUCUCAAAUAUGAUCAUUGUCAGAAUAAUGUUGAUAUUUGUGAUUUUGAAACCAGUAUCUGUGGAUGGAAAUCAUCAUGGGAAGGUGGUAUUACAAUUAGAAGAAAACUUGCUUUCUACACUGGUACGCCAAAAGGUAUCGAUCAUACAACAUUAACAUCAGAUGGUCAUGUUUUAUAUGGCAAAUAUUCUUCAGCAUACGAUGUAUCAAACGCAAGUUUAACAAGUCCGGUUAUUGAUAAAUUUUCUGGAGAAAAAUGUUUUCAAUUUUGGAUUUGGAUCAACGAAGGUCCUAUUGAAUAUUUAAAAUUAUCAUUACAUCAAUUAUCAAAUGAUAUUAAAACCACAAACAUAUGGAAAUUACAUGCUACACAACAAAUGGUUGAAAAAUGGAUUCGUUUUCAAGUAACUUUAAAUUCCGCAGAAUCAUCGACUACAAGACUACAAUUUCAUUUAAAUUAUACUGGUCGUGGAUCAAUAAGAUUUGAUGAUUUUGGUUUAUUUUCCCAUAAAUGUCCGGAAAAAAUUUCUUGUAAUUUUCUAUUGAAUACAUGUGGUUGGAAAAAUCAAUUAAAUGAUGAUAAUCAAUUAACAUGGAAUAUUGGAAUCGGACGUGUACAUGAUGUAACACAAUUAACAUUUUUAAAUUCAACAAAAAAAUUUGUCUAUCAUACAAAACCAUUAUUGUAUACAGAUUUUACUAAAUUACCUGAUGGUAAAAUUGGUCAAAUGAAAAUAAUUAGUGAAAUUGUUGAUGAUGGUAUACCAAAAUCUGGUGCAUGUAUACGAUUGAAUUAUGAAGUAUGGUCAUUUGAUUCGAAAACCGAUAAGUUUUUUAUCAAUUAUCAAACAUUUGUUGAAAAAAAUGAAACAAUGGAAAAAGAAAUAUGGCGAUUCAAUUCAAAUGAUCGUGGUAGUAAUCAUGCUAACAUUUAUAUACCAUAUAAUAAUGGUAAAAUAUUUCGACUAAUUAUUGUGGCAAAAUCGGCUCAUUCAUCAACAUAUAUCACUAUUGAUGAUAUUAAUUAUGAAACUACAUUUUCACAUUGUAAUAAAAUAAUUACAUCAUCAUCAUCAUGGUCACAUACACCAUUAUCAACAACAACCGAAUCAACAUGGCCAACAUCAUGGUCACAUACACCAUCAUCAACAACAAUCCGAUCAUCAAAACAAUCAUUAAAUUGUGAUUUUGAGCAAGGAAAUUUUUGUUCAUGGCAAUCAUUAUCUGAACAUUUUCGUAUAUAUAAAGCUGAAGAUACUAAAUAUGAUAUUUUUGACGAUCAUACUACUAAAAGUUCACAAGGACAUUUUGCCGCAAGUUCUACAAUUGAUGAUUGGACACCAUUUAUGAAAGCAAAAAAUCCAUUCGAUAAAGGAACAAAAUUUUGUUUUGAAUUUUAUUUCUAUGCAGCAUAUAAAUCAAAAUUGAAUUUAAUUCUUGGUAAUCAACAUAAAAAUCAUACAUUAUUUUUAGGCUAUGAAUCGGAUUCAUUAGAAUGGCGUCGUACUAUGAUCGAAUUUGAAGUUGAUGAUCAUUAUGAUUCAUUUAUAUUUAUUGGUAGAGUUCAAAGUAUUGUGGCCAUUGAUGAUAUAAGUGCUGUUGAAUCUAGUUGUGAUUCUAUAACACAUAAUCAUGAUUUUUGUGAUUUUGAAAUGAAUAGUAAAUGUAUGUUUGAAAAUGUUUAUAAUCAAUAUAGUGAAUAUUGGAGUAUAAUGACUGCAUCAUCAAUUGACCUACAAAUGGUUGAUCAUACAACACAUACAUCGGAUGGACAUGUUUAUGGUUUUAUUUUUGAUAGUUCAACAUCAGUCAAAUCGACAAUUGUUCAAACAAAAUCUUUAUCAUAUCAAUCACCAUAUUGUAUACGUUUUUCCUAUUAUCUAACUGAUGAUGUUACACUUUAUUAUAAAACAUCAACCGAUUUGGAAAAAUCUAUUUGGCAUGUAUCCGGUACAACCAAUGGUCUUUGGUUUACACAUCAACAUAAUAUUGAUGCACAAUUAAUACAAGCAAAAUAUCAUCUACAAUUUGGUAUUAAAAAUGAUGGUAACAAACAAAAAGGAAUGGCAUUUAUUGAUGAUGUUACCAUUUAUCCGAAAAGAUGUGAUCCAUCUAUUCGUUGUGAUUUUGAAAAUGGUAAUACUUGUACUUUGGAACCAAUAUUACCUAUAAGCACAAAAAUUUCUGCAGAUAAAGCAUUAGAAUUAACCAAAAGAGCUAAUUAUACAUUACUUGAUAUCGAUUAUUUAUCCGGUUAUACAGAUGAAUUAUUUCAUGUUUAUUCACCAUUACAACAACAUGGAUUUGUUCCAUUUGAUCAUACUAAAGGUUCUAGAUAUGGAAAAUAUCUAAUCAUACAAUUAUUACGUGGUUGGCGUGGUAUUAUUAUUACUGAACGUUAUUCAUUAUCUAAACAACAACGAUCAUUAUGUUUAACAAUGGCCGUUUAUUCAAGCCAAUCUGUUAUUCUUGAAGUUUAUCAAGGUGAUUCAUCCAUUCUGGAUGAAGGAAUGAAAAUAUGGGAACUUACCUAUAAUACUAAUUCAUGGAAAGAAUUUGAAAUUCUUGCUAAUGCUCGUAAUGAUAAAACUGAAGAUAUUUUCUUUUUUAUUGUUGCAACCGGAUUAAUUGGCAGAGCUUAUAUUGGUAUUGAUGAUUUUGAAAUAAAAGAUCAUUGUACGAAUCCAUCAAAUAUUGUAACAACAACUACAAAUCCAUCAUCAUCAUCAACAACACAAAUACCAAAUGGUUAUUUUGAUUGUCAAAUCAAUGGACAUCGAUCAUUAAUACCUUCUUCAAAAGUAUGUGAUUAUCAUAAAGAUUGUACAAACAAUAUGGAUGAAAAAUAUUGUGGAUCAUGUUCAUUUGAAAUGCAUGAUCAAUGUCGAUAUUCGAUUAUACCGAAAAAAGAUGAUAAUUAUUCAUUUAGAUUUCGUUUUACUGAUCAAACACCUGAUCAUCAACCAAAUGAUUAUUAUUUUCGAUCAUCAAUAACAGCAAGUGGUACUGGACAAAAUAAUUAUCAACUAUCAUUACUUAUAACACCGCUUAUUCAUCAAUCAUAUCUUGGUUGUGAAUUAAAAUUCUAUUAUCGAUUCAAUACAAAUGUUACCAAUUUUCAAAUGGCUAAACAUCAACCAUUUAAUAUUUAUCUCUAUCUAGAUAAUAUAGGUAUACGAACAAAAAUAUGGCAAAUUUCAGCAAUAAAUCCAUUACCUGAAAAUGAAUGGAAUGAAAUCUAUAUAAAAUUAAAUCGAAUCGUACAUCCAUUUUAUCUGGAAUUUGAAGCACAUCCAUUUACAGCAAUGCGACAACAUGGUUAUCAUUCAUUACAUGAUAUUAAAUUUGAUUAUUGUGAACCACCAGAACCGGCCAAAAAUAUUGCCGAAGAAUGUGAAAAUCGAUUUCAUUGUCGAAAUGGUGUCUGUAUUAAUGAAGAAUUUGUUUGUGAUUUUGAAGAUGAUUGUGGUGAUAAUUCCGAUGAAUAUAAUUGUGAUGAAAAAUUACGUUUUAGUUUUGAAAAUGGUUAUCAAAGUUGGGCUGAAACAUAUCUACCACAUGUAAAUAAUUGGACAUUACAACGAGCAAAUAGUAUUGGAAAUUUACGUGAAAGUCCAACAUUUGAUCAUACAACUGGUUUUGUUGGUGGUUCAUAUCUUUUUACACGUUCAGCAAAAGAUGUACCAAUUUCACAUGCAAUAAUCGAUAGUCCAGCAUUCACAAUAACAAAUGGUUAUGAUCAAUGUGAUAUACGAAUGUUUACAAUGAAAAAUUCACGUAAUUCUACUAUUUCAUUUAAAUUAUGGAAUCUAGAUACAGGUGGAAUAAAAACAUUAAGUAUUUUUGAUAGUUAUCGUGGUUUGGCAUUCUAUCCAAAUUGGAUUACUGUACAUUCAGAAUCGAAUGAUUAUACAUAUAAAUUAUUAAUCGAAGUAUUACUUAAUCGUACGGAUGAUAAUUUUCUUGAUCCAUAUGUUGCUGUUGAUGAUAUUAUAUUCUAUAAAGGUUGUACAUUAAUCGAUCAUCCAAUACAUAAUUUAACAACAGAAAAACCAUGUAUUGGAUUAGUUUGUAAUGAUAAACAUGAAAAAAAAAUCUGUUUACCUGUACAAAAUAUCUGUGAUUUUAUUGAACAAUGUAAAAAUGGUGAAGAUGAACAACAAUGUGGUGAUUGUAAUUUUAAUAAUCAAACAAUGUGUGGUUGGAAAACGGGUAAUAUGAAUGGUGAUAAUAUUCCAUAUCAAUUAUAUGUUGCAAAUGAAACGCCGGAAAAUUUACCAAAAAAAGAUGCAAAUAAUAGUUCGAAUGGUGGAUAUGUUGGUGCAUAUAAACGUACAAUUGUAAAUGCAAGAUUACAAUCAAGUAUUAUGGGUCCACAAAUUAAUGCACCAACAACGGAAAUUUGUUCAAUUGAAUUUUCCUAUCAAUCCAAUAUGUUUACAACAAUAUCUAUUUUGGUUAAUAAUCGAUUAUUACGUAGUAUUACUAAAAGAAAAACUGAUUGGAUAACAAUACGUACAGAUAUUGGACGACAACAAUCACCAUUUAAUAUUUUUAUCCAUACAAAAACAUUUCAGUUACCACAUUUUAUUCAUAUUUUAUAUGUGGUUAAUGAUUAUUAUAUGAUUAUUGAUAAUAUACGAAUGAUUGAUUGUAAUCCAAACAAUGAUCAUAAUCAUAAUAAUGAUACAAAACCAAUACAAAUUGAAAAAUUGAAUUGUGAUUUUGAACAAGAUUGGUGUGGUUGGAUUGUACCUGAAUCUGAUUCCGUUUAUGAUACAUGGAUACGAACAAAUUCACCAUUAAAAGAACCGGGUGAAGAUCAUACAGAAUUAAUUAUACCACGGCCACAUAAUUAUGGUAAUUGGUUAAGUACAUUUUCAACAAGUGAAAAAUUUUCAACAAAUCAAUUACGUAGUUCAGGACCAAUUAAACCGAAUGGUAAAGAAAAAUUUUGUCUAACAUUUUGGCAUUAUUAUUUUGGAAUACAGCUAGCAUCAUUUCGUGUGUUUAUCUAUAAUUACAAUCAUCGUUCAAAUUUAACCAUAUGGAUGCGUGUAAUACCAAAUAUUCGUUAUUGGCAACAAGCACAAGUUGAAUUUGAAUCGGAUUCAGAAUUUUAUCUAUUUUUUGAAGCUCUAGUAUCCAUGACAACAAUUGUUGGUAUUGAUGAUGUACAAUUGAUAAAUAAAGAAUGUCCAAUUCAAAAUGUAGAAUAUUGUGAUUUUGAAGUAAAUAAUUGUGAUUGGGAAAUUAAACCUGAAAAUCAAAUUAAACGUAAUGGGGGUCAACUAAUUCCUGAUCAUACUACUGGAACAUUAUAUGGACGAUAUUUAACGGAUAAAGCACAAACAGUUGGAUCAACUGUUUCGCUUUAUAAAGAUUUAAAAAAUCUACCAUAUUUUAUUAUUAAUGAUCAAGAUGAACGUGAAUUAUGUUUUAAUCUUUAUUAUUAUUUUUCAACAAAAACACCACCAUUAGAUCCUAAAUCAUCAAUAUCGAUUUCUGUUUUUCGUGGAAAUUAUAUUGAAAAAUUAACAAAUAUAACAAUCAAUGAUGCAUAUAAUGAAAAAUCAACAAACGUUUGGUCAUUGUUGAGCGUAAAUUUUGUCGCUAUUAAACAAAAUGUAUUGAUUGUUCAUAUUGAACGUAAUGAUCAACAAACAGAAAUUUUAUUAGAUGAUUUUAAUAUUCAAUCAACACCAUGUAAAGAACAAGGUUCUUGUGAUUUUGAAUAUGAUAUGUGUGGUUGGCAUAAUGUUUUAAUAGAAUCAUUAUCACAUCCAUUAACAAUAUUUUGGGUACGUUUACAACCGACAAAUCGUUUUGCAAAAAAAGAUGGAAUGUCAUAUGAUCAUACAUUACGUUCAAAAAAAGGAAAUUAUAUGGUAUUACCUGUUGAAAUGCAUGCAAGAUUAACUGGAACAGUUACAUUGAUUAGUCCAUAUAUGAAACGUAAAUCAUCUAAAUCAAUUUGUUUUCAAAUGUAUUAUUUUGCUAAAAGUUCUGAUGCUUCAAUUGGUAUUAUUGCAAUGAAAAUUCAGAUGAUAAAUCUUGAAAAUGGACAAACAGUAAAAGAAUUUAUAACAAAUGCAACAAUCAGUUUACAAUGGACAUUAUUUAAACAAACAUUUGAUAAUGUACCAAAUAUUUAUUCAUUUCGUAUUAUUGUUUCAAAUGUUCAACGUAUUCAAAGUGAUAUCGGUAUUGAUGAUAUUUAUAUUGAACAAAAAUCAUGUCCAAAUCCAACAUCUGAAACAACUAUACGACCAACAACAUCGAUACCAGAUAGUGAAAAAAUUGCCGAUUGUAAUUUUGAACAAACAAAUUGUAAAUGGAAAUAUUCAAAUGAUUCAUGGAAAAUAAUAUCAUUUGUUAAUGAAAUUCGUCAUAAUAUGUAUGCACCACCAAUAGAUCAUACCUAUUUAUCAAAAUAUGGAAAUUAUCUUUUAUUUACUAAUCAAUCAACAACUAAUAAUGAUGAAUAUAAAUUAAUUUCACCUGAUUUUUCAAAUGAUAAAGAUCGUUGCCUAUUACUUUGGUAUUAUAAUGAUGGUGAAGAUCCAUUUUAUUUGAGUUUUUAUUAUCAUUUAAAUGUUAAUGAUCAAACCAAGCUAAUUGGCCGUUAUGGUUCAACAAUGGAAACACGUCGUUGGCAAUUGAUUAAAAUCGAUAUACCAUAUGUUGAUAAUGGAUCAAAAAAACAAUCACGAAUAAAUAUUCAGAUAAAUUAUCGACCAUCAUCGCCAAAAUUUUUCUCCAUAUUUGCUAUCGAUGAUAUCAAAGUACGACCUGGACAUUGUGGUCAUCAAUAUAAUUAUGUUUAUACAUUUACAAAAGGAAUUGAAAAUUUAGAAAUUCAACAAUUACAACCAAUAAAUUCACAUAAAUUGGCUGUUCGUAUCUAUCCAAACAACGAAGAUCAUUUCGAAAAUGUACCCGGUUUUGAUCAUACAACAUAUACAUCAAAUGGUUAUUAUUUUCUAUUCAAAAAUUCACCACAAAUCAAUAAUAUUGCUAAUCAAUAUUUUAUUGAUACAUUACAAAUGCGUAAUAUACCUAGACAAUAUUUUGAUUUUAAAAUUUGUGUUCGUUUUGCUUAUCAAUCUCGUGGUAAUGCUGAAUUUUAUAUCUAUCAUCUACCGAAUGAAAUGGAAUUAGUUGGUGAUUGGAGAUUUUCCAGACCUAUUUGGCAUCAACAAAAUCCUCGAUCAUUUUGGACUAUUGAAGAAUUUAAUAUCGGUGCAAAUUAUAUUUCGAAAUUAAUAUUUUAUAUGUCCAAAAAAAGUCAAGAUGAUAGUUUUGUUGCUUUGGAUGAUAUUACCGUAUUAUUGAAUCCAUGUACAGCUCCGAUUGAUUGUAGUUUUGAUAUGGGUCAUUAUUGUACAUAUACAUCAUAUCAAGAUUCAGAUGUUAAUUAUCAUUUUGAAGUAUUUCAAGCACCAGCAAUUGAUCUUGAAUGGCCUGGACCAACAUAUGAUCAUACAGUAAAAAGUAAUGAUGGUGGUUAUCUAUUCUUAACUGCUUAUCGUGCUGUUUCACAUAUUGAACCAUUACAUGCAAAAAUUGUUUCCGGUGUUCGAAAAAUUUCUAAAAACAAUAAUGUCGGGUGUUUAGAAAUGUGGACCGUAAUCAAUAGUAAUGAUGCUAGUCUUAAAGUAACGAUCAUACGUUAUGGUAAAAAAUGGAAUGAUUCAAAUAGAAAAAUUUUAGCAUUCGAAAUGAAAAAUGUUGAACAACGUGAAUGGACAAGAAUAUUAUAUACACUAAAUAAAACAAUUCUUGAUGGAACCGAUGAAGUACAGAUAUUAAUCGAAGGAUCAUUAGGUUCGAAUCGAAUGUCAGCAAUUGCUAUUGAUGAUAUUGUAUUAAGUGAAGAUUCAUGUGAUAACAAAGGAUUACUUUGUGAAAAUGGUAUUGCAAUCGAUCAAGAUCGUAUAUGUAAUUUUAUUAAUGAUUGUCCAAGCGGUUUGGAUGAAAUGGGUUGUGGUAAUUGUAAUUUUGAAUCAGAUAUGUGUGGAUGGUUAGAUACAGAUAAAAUUCAAGGAAUAAAUCUACCAUGGCAACGUGUUGGUGUAAAUGAAUUACAAUUAAUCAAUUCAAAUGCACCAAAAAUGGAUGGUUCAUCCAAAACGAAUGGUCAUUAUGUUAUAAUGAGACCACAUGGACCAUUAAAAACAGAUGAAGGUCGUUCUGAAAUGGCAAUCAAUUAUAAACUUCGACCAUUUUAUUUGAAAAAUUCAUUCAAAACAUGUGAAAUUCAUUUUGAUUAUUAUCUACAUACAAUAUCGGAUUAUUUUCUGAAAGUUAGUUUUGGUCAUGAACCAUCACAAUUAUCGACAUUCUAUACGUUAACACAUGAAGGUCAAGGUGGUUGGCGUCAAGCAAGAGCAUUGGUUGGACAAGUUUUAUCAUCAUUUUUCAUUGAAUUUGAUGCUUUUCAACAACAAAUCAAUCCAUCAACAACAAUAUUCGCAUUGGAUAAUAUAAAAUUUGUAAAUUGUUCACGGCCAAAACCAUUACCAGCUAAUCAUGUAUGUCCAAAACAAGGAAUUCUUUGUAAUAGUACACGUUUAUGUAUAACAAUCGAUGAAAUCUGUGAUAAUGUUAAUGAUUGUGAUGAUAUGGAUGAUGAAAGAAAUUGUUAUCGUUAUCGUUUAUGUUCAUUUAAUUCAUUAUAUGAUUGUGGUCUAACUAUACCGUUAGAUAAUCAAACACGUGUUUUAUGGCAACAAUCGAAUGGAAAUCAACAUCGAACUGAUCGACAAAUUGGCUAUGAACCAUUGAUUGAUAAUACACAACGAAAUGGAAAUGGAAAUUAUUUCCUAUUAGUACCGAAACCCGAAUGGAAUCAACCAUUAAUUCAUGCCGAUUUUUAUACACCAAUAUUUCGAACACAAACAACAAAUACAAAUAAUUUGAAUGAUAAUUCUUGUCAUUUUCGUUUCUUUUGGUAUAUGCAUUCGGAUUUUGAUAAAAUUUCAAUGGAACGUUUAGAAGUAUAUGUACAAGAAUUAACGGAUGAUAUGAAAAAUGUAACCGGUUCAUUAAUAUCGAAAUUAUUUUUACGUGGCCAAUAUGAUCAACAACAACGUUGGAAUAAACAAGUUAUUUUACAUAAAUCUCAUCGGCCAUUUCAAUUUAUUAUACGUGGUAUAUUGAAUUAUGAAAAAACACGUAUAGCAAUUGAUGAUUUAAGUUAUGGUUUAUAUUGUAUUCAUCAAACAAUACCAACAAAUCCACCACCAACAAUUGGUCCAAUUACAACUGGAAAUCCACCAUAUAUUCAUAAUAAUCAUCAUCAUCAUGGAGCAUGGGCAGCUAUUAUGGUACCAAUAUUAUUAAUAAUUGGUAUUGCAUUCGGUUUUUAUGGUUAUCGACGUUCAAAUGGACAAAAUCGUCUAAAUCGAUCGUUUGUUACAAUGUUUAUGAGUAAAAGUGAUACGGUUGUAUUGGCGGCUGAUCAAUGAUUUAAU
Molecule: messenger RNA, 9800 nt
Organism: Dermatophagoides pteronyssinus (European house dust mite)
Lineage: Eukaryota; Metazoa; Arthropoda; Arachnida; Sarcoptiformes; Pyroglyphidae
Product: MAM and LDL-receptor class A domain-containing protein 2-like
Cellular component (GO): membrane
Molecular function (GO): protein binding
Source: RefSeq, a predicted model, not a curated record